AUGUGCAUGAAAGAUUUAAAGGAAUUUGUAACAAUUAAAAUGGUUGAUUAUGAUCGGAAAGCCAUUACAGAAAAUUUUGAGAUAUUUGUUGAAAAGUGUGAUGAAAUAAAGAAGAAACGACCAGAAUUAACUGCAGAGACACUGCUUCCACCUCAACUUGUGAAAUCUCUUCCAGAAUCUAUACAGUAUGAGAAUACACCGCAAGAGUUUCAAGCAUAUCGGUCAAGUGGGGACGACAACUCUUGUUUAUAUCAAAGUGUAAGCCUAUUGUUGAGUGGGACGGAAAACUUACAAUGUAGUCUAAGAUUAAUGACUACCUUACAUGCUGUGCAAACAUUUAAAAUGUAUAAAAAACAACUGCUUUGUGGUGCUGGUAAUUGGGAUGCUGAACAUUGGAAGUGGUUCUUUAGGCAUCAUAUGAAUGAUCAAAUGAUUAGAGAAAUACAAAAAUUAGAAGAUUCUGAAACUAUUAUUGAUUCAUGCCUUAAAGUGUUGCUAAUGGAAACAGCUUGCCUUGGAAUAGAUAGUAGUGUAUUACAUGUUGGUUUUCUGUGUGGGGCUAUAGGGAUAAACAUACAGCAACACUUUCAAUAUAAUACACAGUAUGGAUACACAUCAGAGGUAGUGCCUUGGAUCAAACAUUUACUUGGUGAAAGCAUUGAUGUUACUCCCGGCCUUGACCUGCACAUAUUUUGG
Ruditapes philippinarum (Manila clam) is the source of this 696-nucleotide messenger RNA. RefSeq lists its product as uncharacterized. NCBI's taxonomy places the organism in Eukaryota, Metazoa, Mollusca, Bivalvia, Venerida, Veneridae. The annotation marks the transcript as partial. The transcript is spliced from 4 exons. The record is from RefSeq and is a predicted model, not a curated record.